AUGGCUACGGCAGUGGCGAUGCCACCGUACUCGAACAAUUCCUCGAUCUACCUGGUCCCGGUGACGAUUCUGGGGGUUAUCGCGCUGGUGCUUGUCGUUCUGCGCACCUACACGCGAGCAACGAGGACACGGAGACUCUACGUAGAUGACUGGCUCAUCCUCGGAGGAGAGGUGCUCUCUCUCCUCAGCAUGUCCUUCGCUUACACGGCUAUCUCACACGGAUGGGGAAAGCCCAUGGCAUACGUUGCACCGAGCGACCUGAAGUUAGCACUCAAGAUGCAGUUUGGAAUGCAAUUAUCAUGGCUCUUUUCGCUAUGCUUGGUACGCCUUUCGGUGGCGGCAUCAUUGCUCCGUUUCGACUCGAGUAAAUGGUGGAAGUGGACUCUGUACUCCAUCAUGGGUCUCCAGUGCCUUAUCACAACAUCGUACUUUGUCAUUCAGCUGGGACAGUGCACCCCAAUCGCCGCAAGCUGGGAGACCGUUCCUGACGUGGUGUGCUGGCCGACGACGCCCAUCGUGAAUUACGGGUGGGCUGUGUCUGGGAUUUACAUUCUAAUGGACCUCGCCUUCUCACUCAUGCCGAUCAAACUCAUUCGCGGUCUCUCGCGGUCAACCUCAGAAAAAGCACUUAUCGGAUUCCUCAUGUCGCUUGGCCUGCUCGCUACAGCUAUCCUCUGCGCGAAGAUGAGCACGUUCCUGGUUUUCGGCGCCGGCGACGCCCUGCAAGCGACCAUGCUCCCUUCCACAUACGCAAUAUUGGAGAACAUCGUCGGCAUUAUCGCAUGCUCACUUCCGGCUUUGAAGUCACCUACCGAGCGAAUAUUGAAGAAACUAGGCAUACUGAAGGAGCACCAAUUGACGCGGCCGAGCUUUGUCAAUACGGUGCAAUUAUCAUCGGAGAUAGAGCAUGGUGCUGACGACAGCCUUGGAAGUCAAGGCUCUUCUCACCUGACAAAGCAUGCCUCACGUAUCGAUUCUGUUGCGUUUAAAACGGGGAGCGUGGUGUCAUCGCAACGGCCAGGGACGGGGUCCGAUGUUGUGUAG
This is a messenger RNA of Didymosphaeria variabile, 1044 nucleotides long. RefSeq lists its product as uncharacterized. Lineage: Eukaryota; Fungi; Ascomycota; Dothideomycetes; Pleosporales; Didymosphaeriaceae. Bases 1 to 1044 code for a protein of 347 amino acids. The record is from RefSeq and is a predicted model, not a curated record. The transcript is spliced from 3 exons.